This is a messenger RNA of Synchiropus splendidus (mandarinfish), 10987 nucleotides long. It is a transcript of the gene sack1b, whose product is annotated as family with sequence similarity 83 member B. Lineage: Eukaryota; Metazoa; Chordata; Actinopteri; Syngnathiformes; Callionymidae. Gene Ontology annotation, cellular component: cytoplasm; membrane. Gene Ontology annotation, biological process: epidermal growth factor receptor signaling pathway. Bases 3378 to 6098 code for a protein of 906 amino acids. The record is from RefSeq and is a predicted model, not a curated record. The transcript has 7 exons.
GUGACUCUCCAAGUGCCAUGUUACAGACAGACGACCGGUCAAGUAUGUCAGGCCUGGAUCUGCUCCGCCACCAACGCUGACCCAUCCAGAAUAAACUGGCCCGCCACGGUGAAAUGAAGGUCUCUUUCAGGUGAGACAAUGCGGAGCUGCAGUAGCUAUGGCGCCAUGGUCACAUUAAUUCAUCAUGAAGUGAAACCUAUACUGGAGUCUCAACACGCAACGCUGAACUCCUAAUAGGACUGGAAAUAUGUAUGUAUGUAUGUAUGUAUGUAAUGGAAGGUAAAUUGAUUGGAUUUUGAGAAUAAAUAAGUAAAUGCACAAUAAUUUCAUGGUAAAAAGAAAUGUUAAUUUUAUGACUGUAAAUGAAUGUUUAUUGCAUUAACAUAACCUACAUUUCUUUGGAUUAUAUUGCACUGUUUACACUAAAUGCCGUCAACAUUUCAGCAAAGAUUUAAAGAGGUUGAAAAGGAGCGUGAUGGAGAGCAGUCCUUGUAUUUCCUGUCCCGAAUUCCCACUUGUUCAUAUUGUUCCUAAUGUUUUGUCAUGUCCUGUCUGUUUACUGUCAAUAUUAUUGAGAAAAACAUUUUAAGAGGGUUGAAAUAAAUAUAAAAAAUAAGGGAUAAAUACUACAUUUUGAAGGGUAAAAUAAAAUUCAUAAUAAUAAUUAAGUCACCAUAAAUAAUAUUUUACAAGUAAAAAUUGACCCGAUAAAGACCAUAAUAUAAAAACACAAUAUUGUGAGGUUUGAGGGCAGGUGAAUUAUUUUAAAUAUGCUUAUUUGAGCAAAUAAUCAUUUUUUAUGAUUCACAACAUCACAAAAGUGUCACAUCUCAUUAAGUAACAUUGUUUGUCUCCAUAUACGUCAAGUCAGGAAAGAAGCUUUAACAAAACCAGAAACAGUGUUCAAAGUGUACAAGCCUCUGCCAAAAAGGGAUCCUUAAAAAAAUUUUUUUUUUAAAUCCUGGAUCCAGACGGUGAUUGUACGCACUCCUAAAAUGUUCCUGAAAGUUUCAUCCAAACCUCUCUGCAACUUUUCAAGUUAUUUUGAACACAGAAAAACCAAGGCUGUUGAAAAACAUAACCUCUCCUUGGUGAAGGUCAAAACACACACGUAACAACAACAAUGCCAGAACUCUGUACACUAGUCAAACCUUAAAAGCCAAGGCGAGGAUUUCAUGGAGAAAACCAGGAGGCUAACCGAGCAAUAAGGUAGAGGGUUCAGGUCACUUCACUGGUGUGGGAUCAUAUGACCGUCUGCUGCUGAGGCUGUGGAAAGAUAGAAUCAGUCAGAGAAACAACAAGGCCUACAGCACUUAAACAUGCCUUUCCAUAAAUAAACAUGUCACUGGAGUCUUGGUUUUGUUAGGUGGUACUUACUUUUAUAAACUACAAUACUUUGUGAUUGUCAACAAGUGGAAAAAACAGAUCAGCCUGAAAAUGAGCCACUUGCAUUAAUCGCUGUGGAAAUAUUCAUAGAUGUUAAUGAGCGAAACCAAAAACUGAACUGCAAGUUGACAGAAAGCUCAUCUGAGUUGGAGCCUCACAACAGUAGCAAUCUCUUUUCCCAGCAUGAGAAAUGUGCGCCGCAUCCCAUUUUUAUCCAUUCGUUGUCAUAUUGUCAGGAGCUGCCUCAUUGUCAGUUCCAAAUGUGGAUGUCGGGCAGGGCAUUUAUUGGAGUUUCGUUCCUGUACGGUAGCACUCACCAGUGGCCCCUCCCACUGCUCCUCCUGUCGUGGGUAAACGUGGCCUCAUUGAUACGUUUGAUCAUAGUAGUUUUGAACUGAUGCAUGCUUGUUAAAAACCACUGAAUGGUGUUGCCAUUUAGUUUCCAACUGCCUCAGGGUAAAUUGCAUUAAAUCUAAAAGACUCAAGAACACGCACUAACCGCUAUGACACCGUAGAGACAGUUAAAUAAUAUAUUUUAGUGAAAAAAAUACAUAUGUAUAUAUAUGAGAUGCUCUCAAGCUUGACCUUGCGUGUCAUAUUUAAUCACAAUUGAUGCAUAAAAGUUGCUUUUUUAGUGAGUAACUGACCCAGCAACAACAAUAAUGUAUUUUUUUUUUUGCGAUUGAUUCCUUUUUUUCUGGUGUGUGCACAACCGCCCAAAAUCCUCUCCUUUUUCCACUAUCACUAAUAUUCACCUUCUCUCAUUCCAUUUCUACUCUAAUUUACUCAUCGCAGUUCAGAGAAAAAACAGUUUUAUCUUCAAUAAGUUAGCAUUUCUGAUGACUUCAAAUGAUCCCUAAGGGCAGAUAUUCCAUUCAAUAUGUUGUUUUAAUUGAUAUUUAUUAAUUUAUAAUAAAUAAUGGUUGAAGAUGGCAACGGUUUGACCUGUGGGACCACUUGCAGGCAGUUCCCAUGAAGCCAGCUGAAGACUCUCAACACUCAAGACACGGUUAGUUUCAACAUGAAUAGACUACCAUUUAAAGACACAGAAAGUUUUGCAAGACACUGUUGCAUUUUGAACAGGUUUACUGAUUCAUACCAACAUUGAUCACCUGCUUUCCCAUCAUUUACGUGAAUCAUUUUUUUCCAGAUUAACAGAAACAAUCUCCACUUAUUGGGAAAAAGGAAAAAGCUUGUGCGGCUUGAGGGAAUGGGUGUAAAUGUUCCUUUGCUUCCGUGAUCAGCUGAAAACAAAUAUCACUGACAAGACGUCACAUCUCAACCAGCUCAGACAUGCAGGAUAUAGCAACCCUGCAGGGCUUGAUGGCGACAACUGUCGCAGUAUUUGAGUGUCAGAAGAGGUGAGGCUGCCGGGGGAGAGGCUGGAAUAGUUACUUAAUCUAAACACACCCAGGUUCAAGACAGGGUUGAACAAUGGCCACAAUAUCAUGUUCCGUGUGUCUUGUUUCAGGUGACUCACUGAGGAAGUACCUAAGGUGUUCCACUGGUGUUGAGACACCGUCCCCAUGAAACUGUCCUCAUGCUCCCACAGCUCAGAUAUCAUCUUCAAAUCACCAUGGAAAGAAAACGGUUUCAAUUUGCAGCUUCUGUUUGUCUACCUGUCAACAAAAAAUGUGCUACUUAAACAUUAUAAAAAGCGGAGAAAGCGUAGCUUCCUCAAACACUGAGCAUCGGUGAAGCUCCAUGGAUCUGAGGUGGAGAUUGUGACAGCUGUCUGAGGAUUUUCCCACUCACCUGUCGUGUGUAAUGUAAGUGUGCAGCUUAAAGGUCCGGUGAGUUUACACAUUGCUCUCAUUUAAAACGUGCUUAUUGACAGACUCUGUCUUUCCAGAAACAUAUUGAAGCUACAUUUGAGAAGUGUGGUAACUGAACACCCGGCUAAUAUUUCACACUUUAACCGACUUCAGGUGCUUUAAGUGAGUUCACCCACUGUCACAUGAGUCACAGUGCAGGGGGCCAGGGAUCCUCUGAUGAUGCCGGGAGUGAUGGAGACUCCAGAGUUUUCCUCGCUGUCUUCGCUGAGAGGAGACUUCAAGUCCGAGGACUUCAUCCAGCCACACUACAAGGAGACGUAUCGCCUUGCAAUCGAUCGGCUGGUCAGCAGCGGCAGAGAGAAAUACCAGGAGUUCCUCAAGGGAGAGCGUUUGGGAAGCUUCCUCUCAGAAGAAGAACUUGUCUUCAUCAGUAAAAAUGCCAAAAAGCCCCCACCUCAAACACAGUCAGACUCAAUUAAUGGAUCAUUGGACACACAGUCCUCCUCAGGAACCUACUGGCCAACACACUCUGAUGUGGACGCACCAGAUUUGGAAUUGGGCUGGCCGGAUGUCAUGCACGAUAAACUCCAGACAAAUAUAGAUCUACUCUUUCAUCCACCGAGACUAAACAGCCCGACCAUCAAAGAGGUGAUAAGGAAGAAGAUCCAAGAAGCACGACAGGUCGUAGCAGUCGUGAUGGAUACGUUUACUGAUGUGGACAUAUUCAAAGAGGCAGUUGACGCCUCAAUACGGGGAGUCGCCGUCUAUGUGCUUUUGGAUCAUUUCCAUCUGAGGGAUUUUCUCACGAUGGCAGAAAAUUAUGACGUCAAAAUUCAGCAACUCAGGAACAUGAGGGUGCGCACCGUGAAAGGCCAAGAUUACCUCUGUCAGUCAGGAGCUAAAUUUCACGGGGCAAUGAAGCAGAAGUUUCUUUUAGUCGACUGUCAAACGGCAGUGUACGGCUCUUACAGUUUUGCCUGGUCAUUUGAAAAGAUCAAUCUGAGUAUGGUGCAGGUCAUCUCUGGCUUCCUUGUUAAAUCGUACGACGAGGAGUUCCGGACGUUGUAUGCGCAGUCGACUGUGCCAGUUGAGAUCUAUCCAGCAGACAUGCCGGUCCAAAUGAACGGCUCUCACGGACGACAAUUUUUGCCAAACACGAUUUCCGAUUCCACUCAGGGAAUUGACCGAAGGGACCAGCUGAGGCGAACGCUGGACACCGUCUACCGGACGGUUGAUCGGAAACAGGCAAUGCGAAACUUCCAAGAUCGGCUUGUUGAAGAAAAGCCGAUCGAACCGUGGCCCGUUUUUGAUAAUGACAUCGAAGUUCAAAGCCACUCGCUACUCCAUUCUCCAGAGCCCAAGCCGUUCCAGAAGCGGCACAGCUAUGCAGGCGGGGGACGAGACGACUAUACUCCGAGGAACAUCAGAUCCCCAACUGGCAACUGGAAUGUUGGGAUAAGGACAAACAACUUGCCUCCUGAUAACUCACCAGCACCAAACUUGUACAGGGGCCAGAACAUGCGUCGGUCAUAUAAUGGCCUGGACAAACAAGUUCUGUCAGUACAGCAGAACAUGCCAACACUUGAGAAAACAUCCAAGUCCUUCAUGCGUGCAUGGAGGAUUGAGGCCUAUCUCCAAAACUCUGACGCUUCCUUCUGGGAAUCCAAUGACUAUCUUGACCAGUACGAGCAGAUGGACAAACCAAACACCUUCAUGCAAGGGAGAAUGAGGUCUUCGCUUGCUUUCCGAUCCACUAUUCCAGAACAAAUAGAGCCAAAUUCAUAUGACAACACAUCAACGGAUGCGACACCGCCAAAUCACUACUCAUCAAUAGAAUGGCAUCCUCCUGUAUCCCCACAGAAGGGGAUGGACGAGUUUAUGAUGAAGCGGCAAAGCCUGCAGAUUUUGGACGACCCUCGGACGUACCCCAGCUUCACCCCUGGGAGAACUGACUACCACUCUACAUAUAACAGCCUGGGUCGAUCAAAGCCGCCAAUGCUUGCAAAUCCAGACAUGCUGUCGGACAACUGGCACAAGAGACACAGCGUUGCUGAUCCAAAAACCAACUAUGAUAAGACACGUGAGUCGCCAGGUCAGAUGUACGGGUCUUCCACGAGGAUGCAAAUUAAUCGAUACGCAGCUGGAAUCAAAAUGCAGAAUGGAGGUUUCGGGAUGAAUCUAAAUGAAGAUCAGAGAUCAGUGUCUCACUAUGACGUCAAAAACAUAAAGGACUGCAGCGGCAACAACUACUCCAACUGGCAGGAGCCGCCUUCAAGGACCGUGUCGGCAGCUGCUCUGGACGACAACCUUGAUCUGACAAUGAAGUCCAACAACACUGGCUCUCGGGAUUUUCUCAAGAAGAGUUCCAAGAAGAUCAAAUCGUUACUGAACAUUCCAGGAAAAAAAGAUGAGCCAAUGAAAACCUCAGAAACUCAAAGCAUUGCAUCCCAGGGCAGUACUGAUACGCUGCGAGCGCAGCAUGCAGGGAACCUGAACAGAGGAAGUACUUACAGAAACUCAGGCAGGAAGUCGCCACCUGAUCGCACAAGGAACCCAAUAAAAGACGAACAUCGGAUAUACUCACAGCCACGGUUCGGAACUGAGGAGUACAGACCACUAGCAAACGUAUCAUCCGACAAUAGACACAUGGAGCCAAGUGCAAGGCCAAGUUACGGUUCACCGAUCAUCAAAAACGACAGACAAAGUGGAAACCGGCCCCUCAGCAGAUUUGAGCCUUUUUGCUCCUUGGAACAGAAGCAACCAGUGCAGCACAGACAGAGCUACGGAAACACGCCGUCUGCGGAGAAAACCAAAGCCUACUACAAGGACGAGGCAGACAUUGAACACAGCAUCACAAGAGUAUCACGGAAUCACCAUGACAAUAAGUUUGAGAAAUUCUUCCACAGGAUGGGAAAUCUGAUCCACAAGAAACACUGAAAAUGAAUUCCGGGUUAGUGGAGAGUACUGGGAUGUACAAGGAGGGACUCAACUGAUGUAACCAAUGCUUUAAUGCAAAUAGCUUCAGAAAACAAAGUAUUUGGGGAUUUAAGAUUGGAUGACACUAAAGAAUGGCCAGGGCUUCUAAAUUGUACUGAGCUAUAUGCACCACAGGACUGUUACGUGAGUCACAUCUCUACACACACAUCAAAUUUCACACACCCAUCUCUUCCAUCAUCACCCAGUGCCAUAUUUACACGUCACAUAUGUAUUAAUUCAUGUGUGCCCUGUUUACAUGUUUUUUCAUGAUAUAUUGAUGCACAAAAAUAAUAUAUAUACGCAAAUGCCAACUUCAGGACUUUUUUGAUAUUUGUAUUUUGGAAUUUUCUGUCAAGGUGCACAUGCGGAUAUUAUUUUUAUGUUCAGGGUAUGUGAUGAUGUGCAUGCUGGGAAGUGAUGCAAUAGAAAACUGCGUUUUUGGGCCUCAUCGAUGGGCGUUCAUGCAAUAGACUAAACUUUUUUUUAGGAUGUUUUAAAGUUGCAGGAUGAAGCUUGUGGUGCUUUACAGAAGAGAAUUGAUGAAAAAAAAAAAAAAAAAAAACCUUUCCCGGUGAUGUAUUUCAGCUCUUCUUGAAACACAAAAUGAAUAAACAGUGUCAUGUUUUUAUUUAAAUUAUUCAAAUUGCCAGCUUACUCACUGUGUUUAUCUGUCAGCCAGAUGCCUCACCAGCUUUUAGAAAUGCACGAUGUGUUAACUAUAACCAUAACAGCCCAGGCUCAUUCAUUUCUUGUGCCGUUAUUUGAUUCCACCUGUAAUUCAACAUCAAAAGCUCAGAGAAAAUCAGUUUUUUGGUCUGACUGUCAAAAGUAAAGGACUAUGGAAAAGCAAACAUCCUCUUAACUUCAGGAAAGUUUCUUUUCCCUUAACUCUGCCAGGCUGAUUCUUUAGUGCUGCUAAGCAAAAUUCACAGAUUUAUUCAACAUGACAGAAGAACGAGAUCUGAUCCAACUCAAUACAGUUUACAGUACAGUUGUAUUAUGAAAAUAAGGGGGUAAAAUGUUAUAUGUAUAUGUCGUAUCUUGUCACAAAUCCUAUCCUUCCCAAAGGUAUGAAUCCCGAUGCUGGCAGCCUCAAACACAAAGCUGUUUUCAGUAUUGGAAGGGUCAAUUUUCGAGAUGAGUGAGACUCAAGUGAAGUAGAUGGCGAUGCCUAUUCAUGUUAUAAUUGGCGUUCAAGUAUAUUCACAGAUAUCUGGGUUGAAGUUGGUAGAAGCACGUAGGAAAAUUGAAAACACUUCUAAAUGUAAUUUUUAAAAGGCUUUUUUAGCCGUCCACAUUUUGUUUCUUCUUGGUAUUAAAGUUUAAAGGUCAAGUUUACUUGCACAGAAUAGCUGUGACAAGUGGUGCCUUAAUGCUAUGCAGCCUGUGCCUCUACAGACAGUUGACCUUCAACGCACAUUUGGCUUGAUUUCACAAAGUACGAGUCUCCAGGGGAAGGUGGGUAACAGAAGGUACUUGUUAGUAGCGGUCAAUAUGUCAAUUUCCUCAUUGCUGCAGCGCAUUCAGAAAAACUGGUACAUAUACAGUACCACAGUUUAGGGAUCGCUGGACCCAGCCAAUGGCUCACUUCUUCAUUGGUUUUGUCUCAAUAUACAUGCAGCAUGGUGUCUCAAUGAUGUCUCCUUCAGUGCAAGUGACCACUUCAAAAUCUGAUUUCACUUUUCAGUCAUCCAGUGAAGAAGUAAGCAGAAGGUUGAAAUAGACAUGGCUGCAUCAGUUUUCCAUAUUCAAAUGGUAUUCAGUGGUACCUCGGUUUUCCAACGUCCCGGACUUUGAACAAAUCAGAGUUCGAACAAAAAUUUUGCGUUUUUUUUGCUUCGGAUUUCGACCCAAAUCCAGAACUCGAACGCCCCCGAAAAAAGCCGGAAAAACUGUAACGUGCGCGGACCGAUCAGCUGACCCACGACACGCUCUGUUAUUGUGUAUAAUGCAGCCUCUGUAUGCAGACGUGUCCCGUUAGCUACAUUUACUGACUGUUCUUUCUUCAUAUUGAGGUGUAAAACCUUUCCUGUCUCCACACUGGACCGUGGUAGAGUGUCACAGGGGAGGUGCUCGCUCUCCACACCUCCACUCCAGGGUUUGAUGUCCUGUUGUGGGCUGGAGCUGGGACAGGGAUGAGGCGAGUCUGGGACAGAGCGUUGCUUGGUUUAUGACUUUGUCACAGCCAAACUGCACAGAAGCGCACAUUCAGAGCUGGACACGCACCGGGCACCUCUUCACUUCUGGAGAGACGUCACUCACUCGGCAACCCCUCCCACAUGCAGCGGCCACACACAUAGAGGAACAGCGCACCUGCAGCAGACACUCUACAUUCACUCCUACAAAAGACUAUUUUAAGGCCUGGAACACCUUAUUUCUUUUUCCAUUAAAAAUUGAUUCGGAUUUCAAACAAAUCACUUCUCAAACGGCCGUCUGAAGCAACAGCUGAGACUAGCAUUCUUCAUCCUUAGAAUUUCAGCAAUGCACCUUAUUUUUGCUGCUGUGAUUAAUAGAAUAUAUUGUUGCAUGUGUAGAAGACUCAUCUUGCUCCUGUUGUAAGGAAAGAAGUCCACCGAAAAACGAAAAUGAGGUAAACACUGAAGUUUUGCUUGCAUCAUCACAACAUAGAGUGUCGACCAUGUUUUGGUACAUUUUUGUUUUUUUUGUUUUUUCACAUCAAAAACAACUGCCCGGUUCUCUCUAAAAAAACAGAUUACUCUAGUGUGGUUGGAACUAAAGAAAGUAGAAAGUCAAAAGGGCACAUCCUCGAGACAGAUUAGUCGCCUUUUAUCUACUGGAAGGCCACUAAAAGCAAAAACGAUUGGGAUGCUGCCACCUCAAGGUCCAUCUGAUGCUUCAGAGGUGCCACUCGGUCACUACUUCAUCUCUGGGCUCUAAUGGGUUAUUGACUGCUGUUAAGAUUUUUAGAACUUGAGCGUCUGAUACUACAAAUGUCGCCUGUAAUGCCUCGCUCAAAAGGGGGCUUUGACUUGCAUUGACGUAAUGUUUUUCAGUCACUUUUAAUGCGUAGAUUGCAGUUGGUUUGAGCGUACCUUGAGGCAAUAAUUCUUUUUUGUUUUUUGCCCCGGUAAAUGAAGCUCAGCAAAGGUCUUCAGCUGUGAGGCAGUCGUGCGCUCUCAUCAGUGGUAGGAGGGAUUUGUAAGGUUGGGUGAUUGAGACUCGACUUCAUGACAUUAAAGGCCGCAUGUUCCAGCUCUCCAGGCUGGACAUGGCCUUGGUCUUCGUGUUACCUUUACAUUGGCAGCUGUUUCUUUGAUGAUGCCCCUAUUACUUGCCUGUUAAAUUCACUGUUAUUCAUCUGCGGGUUUGAUUUGUUCUCCAUUUUAACAACCUCUCUGAAACCGAAAAGGUCGACUUGUCUUUUUUUAUCUGGGUUUGCCCUCUGUUGAUCUGCCAGUGAAGACCUCCCAGAAAUGCCAACUAGCCCUUGUGUGAUGCUGGAACCUUGUCAGCUGGCUCUAGUCCGAGUCUGGGGUUAAUAGCUCCUCAGAACAUCUCACAACAUUCCACAACAUUUUUUAUUUGUCAGACAGCCAAGAGUGAUUAAAUGUGACAGGUGGUAAAUGAACUGGCAGUGAGUGGAUGUUUUGAAUGCAGGUGACAAGCGUUGAGAAGUGAGAAGUAUUACCUUGUAGAAUUGAAUUAGAACUGGAACUUGACCAGGUUGCCUGACAGUGACGUGAAAAGGAAAUAAUAGACAGUAUCGUGUUUUGUCAGAAGCUUGGGAAAGCUAUCCAAACUAGGAAGGCUUUGGAGGGAUGCAGACCACCUCCAAGCAGCGCAGGUCAGAGUGUGAAUUUCACACUGUGUUGUCCUACAUUCAUGCUUGAGAGGCGGCUGCACCACUGCUGCCUUCAAGUGUCGGAACACGUGAGACAAGCUUCUAGCAACCUAACAAACACUUACCUCCGUCAAAUAUUGGACAUAAUAAUAAUUUGCCACCAUACCAAAGGGUAGUAAUUUCUGUGAUGUCGAGCCUUGUUUUCGUAUUGCAAGGUACAUAAAGGGAAUAAUGGCAGGAGUUUAGUCAGCUGCUUGUGAGGUCACUCUGCAGACAGUUACAAAAGCUUAAACUGGAAUGAGAGCCAAGAGCAUUUGCACGGAGGUGUGUCUGUUUGCACAGCCAAACAUUAUCUUUUCUGUUGAUGCCAUGGUUGACAAUCAAGGUGGGAAAACAUUGAACAAGAAUAAGGGGUGAGUGAGUUCUAUUCCUGUUCUGAGUUCCAUUCCCGGUUAGCUGAAUCACAUCUGAGGUCUGAAGAUUUAGUGCAGUUCACUGGGAUCCUGAUUCCGAGUUCUGUUUCUGUCUUAGUUUUUUGCCUUGGUUUUGUGGAAAUCUGUGACUUGAGAGUGGCUUUUUUUUUAAGGAUGGUAGGGUUGAUGUUGGAGGUCUGUAUCAUGAAGCUGAGAUCUUUCGCCAGAUGGGUCCAGUUUCAGCUCCAUAGAAGUGGUUCUUCUUCUGAUGUUUAGUCCAGUGGUGGAUUGUGAUCGUAUAUUCAAAUGGAAAUGACUGAAUGACAGCACAAUCCUGUGCCCCUGUGAGGUUGCUGACAGCGCUAUAUCGAUGUUAACUCACGAAUGUUGACUCGUCUUUUGCCACUUGAGGAAUCGAUGCGCUCAGUCUUCUUGUUAGAGGCCCCUCCUAUUCAAAAUGUACGGAUCCUGGUGUUAUUCAGCUCAUUCCAAUUACCCGACUUGCUAUCCAUCUGGUGUCCGAGACCACAACACCGCCUCCAGCUUCACCCACUUGAUUGCACUGAGCGCAUAAUCAAUAAGGACAGUGAACUUGUUGGUUAUGCUUGACACACGCUCUGUAUCUCUUGAUAUGC